AUGGCAGUAAACCCCAACCUUCGUACCUCAGAAACCAGUUACCUGAAUGAGGCGUUCUCCUUCUACUCCGCCAUCCGCCAGCGCUCCUAUUACUUUCAGGUCAACAAGGAAGACCGAGCUGGUCAACACUUCCGGCCUCCGGUCGUGAGAACGAGACGGUCCACAGAUUUAAACUCCCGAUGGCACCGCUCUCUAAUCUGUCACCUUCCAGUACAGUGGACGGUCUGCCCCGGAUCAGGGCUGAGGCGGCGGCUCUUGAAACAGAAUUGGAUACGACAUGUACCUUCUGGAAUAUUCUGUAACGCCACCUCAGACAAGUGCUUGUCUGCGCCCUGCCGCAACGCUGCCACCUGCGUGGACAACAUGGACGACUACGUCUGCCUCUGCCCCAGGGACGGGGUCCGCUACAUGGGCAAGGAUUGCGACCAACUCUACGACGCUUGCCUUUUCAACCCCUGCGACGACUGCACCAGCAUACCGGGCACCGCGCAGUACCACUGCGUGUGCCCGGACGGACUGACCGGCGACAACUGCACCGAGGACAUAAACGAAUGCGAGAGCAAUCCGUGUUCCGAACCGCGUUCCGUCUGCGUGGACCAACUCAACGGCUACUUUUGCAGGUGCCCGCCCGGGUACGGCGGAGAUGACUGCAAAACACAUGUCACAGACUGCGUGGACGCGCCUUGUCAGAACGAAGGCAGCUGCAUCCUGCUACCAGAGGGCUUCAGGUGCCAGUGUGCGAUUGGGUUCGAAGGGCGGUACUGCGAGGGGGACGUGGACGAGUGCGUGUCCCACCCGUGUCAGAACGGGGCGAUCUGUAUGGACGGGGUGGCCGAGUUCCACUGCUUCUGCGUGCCCGGUUUCCAGGGCUACAACUGCGAGUUUGACAUCAAUGAGUGUGCGUCGCGUCCCUGCGAGAACAACGCCACCUGCAUCAACGAGAAGGACCACUACGAGUGUGAAUGUCUUGAAGGCUUCACGGGAGUGAACUGUGAAAUGGAGAUUGAUGAGUGCGAGUCCAACCCCUGCCAGAAUGAAGGCACGUGCCAUGAUCUCGUUGCCAUGUACUCCUGUGAAUGCCAUCCUGGUUUUGACGGCACAGACUGCGAGGUGGAUGUCGAUGAGUGCACGAGCGGGCCUUGUCAAAAUGAGGCGAUCUGUCAUGACCGUGUCAACAGCUACGAGUGUGACUGCACGGAGACGGGUUUCACGGGGGACCACUGUGAGGAAGACAUUCUCGAGUGUGCCUCUGACCCAUGUCAGCAUGGAGCUACCUGCCUGGAGGGGAUCAGGGAGUACAAGUGCCUCUGCUGGCCAGGUUAUGAAGGGCCAAACUGCGAGGUUGACAUAGACGAGUGUGCCAUGCAGCCGUGCCUGAACGGAGGAGAGUGCUUCCAGAGGUCUGACCCAACCCACUGGGAGCAGGGCUGGGAGCUGGACCAUGCAGAUGCUGCAGGGUACAUCUGUCAGUGUACACCAGGCUUCGCAGGAGAGAACUGCUCUGUCGAUAUUGAUGAGUGUGAGUCAGAGCCCUGCCAUAAUGGCGGAAUCUGUGAAGAUCAGAUCAAUGGCUACGCCUGUAACUGUGCAGCUGGAUUUGGAGGUGUCCUCUGUGAGAUCAACAUAGACGAGUGCGAGAGCCAGCCCUGCCUGAACGGCGGCUGGUGCGAAGACGGCCUGGCCUCCUACGUUUGCCACUGUCCCGACGUCAAGCCCGCCGGCAAACUCCCUUGGGGAGGAGAGCGCUGCCACGUCAAGCUCUAUGGCUGCGUGGACCACGACUGUCUGAACGGGGCCACCUGCCUGCCCUGGCUGCGCCACGAUGAGCACGGCCACACCUGCCUGUGCCAGCAUGGCUUCUUCGACGACCGCUGCUCCACACAGACCACCUUCUCCUUUUCGGCUCCGGGAUUCGUCCACAUCCAUGUCGACCCUCAUGAGGAACGAAGGCGAAGGGAGGCGGGCGAGCAGCCUCAUCUUCUCGCGGGGUACAGAGGAGUGCGGUUGCGCUUUCGGACCACGCUGCCAAACAUGCUGCUGUUUUACAGAGGCGACGCCGCCAGCUUUCUGUCGCUGGAGAUUGUGAGCAGCGGCCUACACGCAAAGGGCCUCUUCGAGGGAUCCGAACUGGAUGUCCAUUACCCGGGCUCGGUGAGCGACGGGGAUUGGUGGGACGCGCAUGCGUUUGUGACCCAAGACAGUCUCGGUUUGGUGUUGAAAGGCUCCACCUGUGACCCUAAAGGAUGCACAAUUGUAGACGCCAGUCAGGACGGGCUCCAGUUAAAUCCUGAAUCCUUUACCCACGUUUACGUGGGUGGCGCGCCGGAUGACCUUCUUGAGCGGACCGUGAGUGGCGAGGGUUUCCUAGGAUGCAUGGAAGACCUGGAGAUAGACUCAAAGCCAAUCCUGCCACAAGACCUUCCAGAGGGCCAAAGCCACGAGCUCGGCUGUAGCAAGACUGAGUGGUGCGAGUCCGAUCCUUGCUCAGGACACGGACAAUGUGUGGACCUGUGGACCAAACACCGAUGUGACUGUCACCGGCCCUACCGAAGCCAGAGUUGCUCAGAGGAGUUCCAGUCGUGGACGUACAGCCACGAAGACACAGUGAGCUACAGUGCCUACGACGUCAGAAGCAGCCACCGGGGGGACUUUAGCGUCUCCUUCUUCAUCAGGUCCUUGAAGCCCGAUGGACUACUCUUUCAGCUGCGGAGGCCCACCGGAGACGGCGAGGGACAGGUCUACUUCUCUGUGUACCUGGGCAUGGGCAGGGUCUUCGUUAGCUCCCUUCCUAGCAGCACACCGCUAACGGCGCCCAUCUUCGUAGCCAACGGUGAGAAGCAAUUUCUACAGGUGGAAGUCCAGCAGAGGAAGGUGAUCUUUGAGCAUGCGGGCCUUCGAUACGGGAUAGGGGAGAUCCCGGAGGUGGAGGUGAACAGCGGUGAUGUGGCCUACGUCGGAGGCCUGGCCCAAGACUGGAGCUCAGAGGCCUGGGGGGGUGCUUUCAAAGGCUGCCUGCAGGACGUGCGUCUGGACACAGUGCAUCUGGUCUUGGAAGCAUGGAGCGACUCGGAAGAAGGGAGUCUGGGUUUGGCACGUGACGCUGAACACGUUGAGACUGGAUGUGUCAGUGAUGAUACUUGCAAGGUUGAGCCAUGUGAAAACGAAGGGAGCUGCGCCAUCACCUUCAAUGACUUCACAUGCUCCUGUCCAGAGCACUACACGGGCAAGACCUGCGCAACAAGAGUUUGGUGUGUUAGCAACCCGUGUGCCAACGGGGGCCAGUGUGUGGACCUCUUGGAUGGAUAUGAAUGUGUCUACAACGCCACCUUUGAGAACAGCCCCGUCCGCUACAGCGCCAGAGGUACCCUGUCCGAGCCCGUGACCACCAUCUACAUAGAGCUGCGGACUCGCUCACAGAACGCCGUGCUCCUCCGGGCCGCCCGUGGCUCCGACCUGCUGACGGUGGGGCUACAGGACUCCUUGCUCCACGUGGAGAUCCACAGCGGCAACAGCGUGGAGACGCUGGCCUUCAGCGGGAGACGCCGGGUGGCCGACGGCAGCUGGCAUCGCGUGACCGUGGCGAUGGCCGGACAAGAGAAGGACAAGCCCUCUCCCUGGAUCAUCACCGUGGACGGGAUCACGGACGCUAGCAGCGCGCCCCAACGCAGCGGGAGCGUUCGGUUCCUAGGUGACCGGGAGGCGGUGGUGUCCGUCGGCGAGGGAUUCAAGGGGUGCUUCGGAGCGGUGCGGGUCGGCGGGGUGUACCUUCCCUUUGUCGCCGACCCCAAGGCCCCGCAGGCUGCCCAGUUCCACCCAGUUGGGAAUAAAAAGAUCUCUGUAGGUUGCAGGAGCACGGACGUUUGUGCUUCCAACCCGUGUCGCAACGGAGCGCAGUGCACAGACCUUUUUAACGCCUUUGGCUGUGAUUGCGAAGCUGGCUGGACGGGAGAACGUUGCCAUUUAGAUAUUGAUGACUGCGCAUCUGGACCGUGUGGCCAUGGAAGCUGCAAAGACUAUUUGUCCGGGUUUGAGUGUCAGUGCCACUCUGGAUACGCUGGUGAGCGUUGCGAAGAAGAUCUAAACGAGUGUGACAGUCAUCCUUGUGAACAUGGAGGCACUUGUAAAGACGGUCCCAAUACGUUCACCUGUUUAUGCCCAAAGAACUACGCUGGACCACGCUGUCAGUGGGACUAUCCUCCAGCACAGUGUGGUAAAGAUCUUCAGUGUUCGAGCCAGGGUGUCUGCAACGAUGGCCUGUGGGGCGCAAACUGCACCUGUACACCGGGAUAUGCAGGAGUCAGGUGUGAGAGUGAGGUGGAUGAGUGCGAGUCGAACCCGUGUCGAAACGGGGGCACCUGUUUGGAUCGUCUCAACCGGUUCCUCUGCUUGUGUCCGCCCGGAUUAUCGGGCCCAAUCUGUGAUACAAGUAAACAAGCCCAAAAGGACCGUGUUCCCUGGUUAAUAGUGGCCAUCCCGCUGGUGUGCCUCUGCGUUUUAAUACUGAUAGUCGGCCUGACCUUCAUGGUGCUCACGGCCAGGAAGAAACGCCAGUCCGAGGGGGCUUACAGUCCCAGCACACAGGAGGUGGCCGGGGCUCGCCUCGAAAUGGACAGCAUGCUCAAAGUUCCCCCGGAGGAACGCUUGAUAUGACCAAGGGAGUCUUGCUGAUCAGCUGACCAGAGGGACUGCUGUCAUUGGUAGAAAACACACCGGACUUUAUAGCGGUUUUCCUAUCUGUGAGCUUGUUGAAUUGCAAAUAAGGAAGAAGAAGAAGAAAGGUGAAAUACUGCCCCCUCCAGGAGAGGGACUUUUGGACAAGUGUUGCUUUUUUGCUUAUUAUCUCAAGAUAUCAGGAGUACUUCAAUUUGAACAUCAUGAAUGUUCACACUGUAUUGUUGUACAGUUAACUUUAUUGCAUAUUUUAGAUUGUAUAUCUUAAAACAUUUUUUAAUGUUUUGGAAACAGAAUAUAACAUAUAAAUGAAUGCAAUCUUUUUAAACAUCUGAUUGUAUUGAUCUAAAUUCCACAAUUAUAAAAAUUGUAUUGGAGAUUUAAGAUAUUAUUUUAUAUUUUAUAAGAUGCAUUCAUUCAAUGAAUUGAAUGCUAUUAAAAGUACAUUAUCAUAAAUACAACUAAAUACAAUAUUUAAGGGAAUAGUAUAAUAUAUUGAUUGAUGGUGAUUUGUCAAAAUCGAGAUCAGAUUAAUUACAGAAAGGGACCAGGCAACACUUAGAUUCAGGUCUUAAUUUUUAAGACGUUUUGUUGUCUUUGUUGUAUUCGUAUGUCUUAAAAAAAGACUGCGGAAAUUGUUUUUCAACCAUUUAACAUCUGUCUCAAAAAACGUAAACACAAAUACAGAAUGAAUUGAUAGGCAGGCUGAGGCACGUUCCCCUCUCAACUGUGUUCCAACAUCAUGUUGCCUAGGGUACCGUCAGAGCUAUGCAUCCAUUUUGGGGAUGACAUCAUCAGAGCCUGAUAUAGGCCUUAUUUCCACCCAGUUGUUGGUUCAUAAAUGACUACUGAAUUUGUACAUAGUUUGUAAUCCUGGGUUUUCAAUAUUUUUUGAUAUUGAGCACCUCAAACGUAACGGGAAAAAAAGAAAGCGUCUCUGCUCAUACGGUAGGACUACCUCUAAGUUCACACUAAAUAGUACUACAAAGGCAGAAACCACGUCAGAGGAAGGGUCAGGAACACAGAGGUGAAAAGAAAACGUCAGUGCAUCCUGUAGGCCUGCUGCUUCAUGUUGAAAUCGUCUAGUCACCACUUUAGCCUUACCAAGUCCAAAACUUCUCUGAUGUCUCCUUGUAGUCAAAGUCUACUGAGUGAGGAGCUUUGUCAGGUGGUUUAAGAACAACUCGAGACAAACAUGAAGACCUAGGAUCUAGAGCUGGACUUCAAGAUUGUGCAGGGUGAACUGAACAGGUGAUGGUCGUACAGUCCCAUCAGCUUAAAAUAAAAUGAUAUCAUACACUGGACUAGUAAUAAAACAAUAACGGAAGGCUGCUACUGUAACUAACUUAUAACCGCACAAUAAACAACCGUAAACCGAUAACUGGAUGGAGGCUUAGGCUGACCCAUAUUGCUAAAACACAGACUUUAGGUUGGGUUUGUCUGGGGUAGCUGUUUACCAUGUCCACCAUAAACAUUGUAUAUUUAUACAUAUUGUAUAUGCACGUAUUAUGUUUAUUGUGUACUUGACAAUCAUGGCAUUUAGCAAACUGAUAUUGCAGAUCUGGUUUUGUAUGCAUGUUGCUCUUGGUCAAAUAUCCACAUCCAUAUUUAUUGUUUCUACAUUUCUCUUUUGGUUUACCCACAGGAAGCCACCUGGCUAUACCAUAAUGACACUGGUCUUUUUCUCUAUUUGCCACAGAACAAAAACAAUAAUGUAUAGUUAACAGACUCUGAAUGUCCAUUCAAUGAUGUCAGAACUAGGAACUAUUAGCAGGGACCUCACAAUAGCAUAUCACAGUUUAAAUGUUGUGCCGAUAAGAUAUGUAUUGUGACACUGUAAAUAUUGCGAUAUGAUCUCGCAAAUGUUUUGUGCGAUUUUAUAUGAUAUGGUUUCAACUUGGGGAUGGAUUCUACAGAUCCAUGUGUGUCCGCGAUUGCUUUUUUGUAACGGAAGCGGCCAUGUGUAACACGUGCAGGGACCGAAGUGCCAAGUAGUCGGUCGUUGGCAGGUUAACUAAUAUAUCUCUUAGAGGUUGGCGGUAAGGUCAAGAUUAAAGGUUUAAUGAUACGAUACUAUCUGGUGAGGUUUAUAAGGCAAGAAAUUGUUGUCGUUUUUGUUAUCACGUUGGUACUACCAAUCGUUAGCAUAGUGUCCUUGGAGAAUUUUCCCCUGAAAACUAAAAGCAUAUGGUGGUAAAAACGUUUCAAAUUAUGUCUGCAGGGUUUUCUUUUAUGAGGUGUAAUACGAUGUCUGCAUUUUCUUUGUCUACUGACUAAUUGACUAGGCCUAAAUAUUGUCUUUGUUUCUGGUAACUUUCUCGAACUUUUGGUUCCUACCUGUUUUCAUCAACGGAGUGGGCUACUGCUGCCUGACGCUCUUUCCAUUUCAGCUCCAGCUGAAGUUACAAACAAAAUUGUGUACGGGAGUCAACGGAACUUAAUUAAAAAAUGUCGAUUUCCCCCGGAAUCUCCAUAUGUAAAUUGAGUCGUGAAGCCUGAGAUGGGCGUGACUCGGAAAACAAUACAGCGCCUCUCUAGGUCGGUACGAUCAAUAUGCGAUUGCAUUCAUUAGUGGCUUCAUUUUGUGCGGCUACAUGAAAAUUCAAUUAUUUCGAAGGUAAAGCUUCACGAUACAUACAUGAAUCUAGUCGUCCGUCCGUCCCCAUCACUCCUAGAUAGCUAAAUAAAUGUGUGAUUAGGAGUGCCUAUUUGAGGGUAUAGAUUUGACACACAUUUCUUUGGGAGGGGGAUUUUAUAUCAGUUUCCAUCGGUUAUAUAGGCCUACUCUAAAUUCUUGAGAGAUGCUUGUAGUGUUUCAUGAGAGUUAAAGCGCAAAUAACUGCACAAUCCGUGUGAUGACUCAGUGCUCAUGUAUGGCUUUGUUGCCUUUAAUAAAAAAAAAAUCGUGUACAUGCCUGCUAAUGAUUGUGAGGAAACUGCAAAAACAGUGAAAUUAGCACUUUCACUUUCCCUUUCGAUUCACGCCAUUUAAUUCUCAGUGCUAUAGUGUGAAAAAUGUAAGUAGGACAGUGGUUUUUAUAGCUUUAAAGAAUAUAAUUUAGAAGCAAUAGUCUCCCAUAAAAUAAGCAUAGGUAUAUUCAACUUAACGGAACAAGAAAAGAAAAAAAUGCAAUUACCAAAAUAUGGACAGAAUAUAUAAUUUAUAUACAUUUUCCUGAAGCAAUUACAAAGAUGAAAUAAUAAAUAAUAAUCAGCAUCACAUGUUUCUGUUUUGCACAACAUUGUGGUAACAUUAUGUGAACGAAUGAUGUCAUUUCGGGUAACACAGAUCUUCAGUCAUACACAGCAUCCUCUUUAUACACAAUCACACAUGUGCUUGACCUUAA
Gadus chalcogrammus (walleye pollock) is the source of this 8018-nucleotide messenger RNA. It is a transcript of the gene crb2a, whose product is annotated as crumbs cell polarity complex component 2a. Lineage: Eukaryota; Metazoa; Chordata; Actinopteri; Gadiformes; Gadidae. The transcript is spliced from 15 exons. The record is from RefSeq and is a predicted model, not a curated record. Bases 1 to 4650 code for a protein of 1549 amino acids. Gene Ontology annotation, biological process: DNA-templated transcription. Gene Ontology annotation, molecular function: transcription corepressor activity; calcium ion binding.